Drosophila montana is the source of this 334-nucleotide messenger RNA. RefSeq lists its product as uncharacterized. The transcript has 2 exons. Bases 170 to 334 code for a protein of 54 amino acids. Lineage: Eukaryota; Metazoa; Arthropoda; Insecta; Diptera; Drosophilidae. The record is from RefSeq and is a predicted model, not a curated record.
AUAAAAUAUUUAUAACGCGUACCUAACUCUUUUUUUAUCUACCGAUAUAAGUCUGUUUCUUAACAUAGUGUUUCUUGUUUCGAUAUAUCGCCCAGGAGUCUCCAUCUCACAUCUCUAAUCGACCAGGCUUUUGCAUAAGCUUCAUUCGCAUUGACCAAGACACAUACAUAUGGGCAGUAGCGUCAUCUUGCAGCUGGCGCGAAAGUACGGUGCAGUGAUAUUCUUUCCAACUGUUGCAGUCGGCUCCAUCUACGCAGACUGGUCCCAUACACGCGCGUGGAAACGCCAACAACUGCUAGCAGCACAGAGCGCGGCGCUGAAGAGUCAAAGCUAA